AUGUCUACCACCAACGGCUUCAUAUCAUCGGAUACUAAUCUGGCAAAUGAUAUCGACGGAGGGCAUGAUGCGUCUAAUUGGGUGCCUGUAUUGGAAAACCCUUUGUUUACGCCACGGAAACUUCGUGUGGUUUGCAUAGGAGCUGGUUAUUCCGGGCUAAUGCUUGCGCACAAGAUAAAGUGGGAACAAAAGCUAGAUGACUUUUUGGACCUUACGAUUUACGAGAAGAACCAUGAUGUGGGGGGUACCUGGCUGGAGAACGUCUAUCCAGGGGUUGCUUGUGAUGUUCCUGCUCAUAUUUAUACCUUUCCCUUCGAACCAAAUCCAAAUUGGUCAAAGUUUUACGUUGGAGGGGCCGAGAUUCUGCAAUACAUGAAGCGAACCGUGGAUAAGUAUAAUCUGGAUGAAAAAGUCCAGCUACGAUCCAAAGUCCUCGAAGCAAUCUGGGACGAGGGUUUAGCAAAAUGGAAGAUCAAAGUGGAAUCUACGAACGGCAUCAUCGAAGACGAGGCUGAUAUUCUUAUCAAUGGUUCGGGCAUUCUGAACAAAUGGCAAUGGCCAAAAAUCAAAGGGCUCUUUGAUUUCAAGGGCAAACUCUUACACAGCGCCAAAUGGGAUCCUACAUACGACUGCGCUGGAAAACGAAUUGCUGUGAUUGGAAACGGUUCAUCAGCAAUUCAGAUUGUUCCAACGUUGCAGCCGAUUGCAAGUCAUUUGGUUAAUUACUUUAGGUCCCCGACCUGGAUAUCGGUGAACUAUUGUGAAGGUUUCACCCCUGAGGGAACAAACUUCGAUUACACUGAGGAGCAGAAACGACGUUUUGUGACACACCCAGAGGAAUUAUUUGAGAUGAGAAAGAAAAUGGAGGCAGUUACAAACGGCUUCUUUCAUGGCAUGUACAAAGACUCGCCUCAGCAGAAAGCCUUGCAGGAUACUUCGAUGAAGCGAAUGUUGAAAAGUCUCAACAAUGACGCAGAGCUAGCUGCCAAGUUCAUACCCGACUGGCAAAUUGGAUGCCGUCGAUUGACGCCAGGAGACGGAUAUAUCCCUGCUCUAUUAUCCUCGAAUGCAAGCUAUAACUUCAAUCCGAUCAUCAAGAUUACCGAAAAAGGGAUACUUACUGAAGAUGGCGAGGAGGAGUUUGAUCUGAUUAUAACAGCGACAGGUUUCGAUGUGAGCUUUGUUCCAUCUUUCAAGCUCAUCGGCCGGGAUGGUAAGCACCAGGAAGAUGACUGGAAGCAUGAUCCCCAGGCGUACCUUUCGGUUUGUGCGCCGCAUAUGCCCAAUUAUUUUAUCUUCAAUGGACCCAAUUGCCCAAUUGCACAUGGAUCUCUUCUCACCAUAAUGUCCUGGACGACCGAUUACAUUCUCAAAUGGGCACAGAAGAUUGCUCAGGAAGAUAUCAGGUCGGUUGUACCUACAGGCUGUGCUGUAAAUGACUACAAUUUGUAUUCUCAGGAGUUUCUCAAACGCAUGGUAUGGACUAGUGGCUGCCGAAGCUGGUACAAAAAUGGAAAGACAGAGGGCAAACCAACCGCAAUGUAUGCCGGCAGCGGCCUCCACUACAAAGCUCUUUUGGAUAAUAUUCGAGGCGAGGAUUUUGAGAUUCGAUACAACUCUGCGAAUUCAUUCCGUUUUAUGGGGAAUGGGCUUGUAGAAAGGGAAACCAAAGCUGAAGAAGAUCUGGCUUUCUACAUGUCUGUUUAA
Messenger RNA from Lachnellula hyalina, 1707 nucleotides. Its product is annotated as putative sterigmatocystin biosynthesis monooxygenase. Gene Ontology annotation, molecular function: flavin adenine dinucleotide binding; NADP binding; N,N-dimethylaniline monooxygenase activity. Lineage: Eukaryota; Fungi; Ascomycota; Leotiomycetes; Helotiales; Lachnaceae. The coding region runs from base 1 to 1707 and encodes 568 amino acids. The record is from RefSeq and is a predicted model, not a curated record. The transcript is spliced from 8 exons.